Messenger RNA from Trypanosoma grayi, 2072 nucleotides. RefSeq names its product receptor-type adenlyate cyclase. The annotation marks the transcript as partial. The transcript has a single exon. The record is from RefSeq and is a predicted model, not a curated record. Lineage: Eukaryota; Euglenozoa; Kinetoplastea; Trypanosomatida; Trypanosomatidae.
AUGGGGCGGCGAGCACUGCGCCCUGGUGGGCUGGACUGCUGCCUGCACGUAUGCGUUGGGCUGGUGGUCUCUGUGCUUCUGGUGGCUGCUCCACGAGGUGCGGUGGGCCAAGAUGGUGGUGGGAAUCGCACUGUUAAAUUGCUGGUAUUUGACGCGACGGACACCUUGAUGACUCCGCACAUCAGGCUGGCAGCUGGUGCGGGCUUCGAAGCGGCGCUAUGGGUUCACAAUUUUACCGCGCCUGGCGGCACAAAGAUAAAUAUCACUCGGAAGUUGGUGGAACUGGAUAAAAUACGCGGUGAAGUUGUUAAUGAUUUAAAUACUGAUCCUGAAAUACUCCUACUUCUCGGCCCUAAAGAAGAACAGCCCCUGCUUCGCGCCUUGCCGGCACUGGGUCCGCAGAAUUGCGUGUCAUUUGCACCCAUCGCAGGCUCCAGCGAAGUCCGUGGGUGGAAUCCGAAUCUGUUCUUUCUUCGCCCCGAGCCUUUCGCUGAGCUGGUUGCGCUCAUCCGCUACGCUGUGACCCGGUUGCGUGUGCUGCGACUGGGCUUCAUGUACCUGCAGGGUGUGCUGUACGGCGAGAUUGAAUACUUUUUUGCUGAAGAGGAAUUGUAUUAUCUAGGCUACACGUUUAGUGGCGUGUUCACUCUGAAGAGCUCCUUCAACGCCUCCGCUGCUGACGAUGUGUUUAACGCCGAGUGGGAGCGGUUCGCCGAGACCCGUCCUCAGGCUGUGAUUGUUGUGGCUCCACAACUGAACGACACCAUCAAAUUUAUCCAAAAAAUGUUGAAAGACCCACGCACUUCACGGGCUUUCCUUCUUGGCCCGUUCGCUGUGCAAGAUACCCUAUUGACCACUUGGCAGGAGGCGGAGAAGAAUGGUGUUAAGUAUAUGCCUGGCCAACUUGUCACCGCAGGUGCCCAUCCCCCCGCCAACAACGGCCAAUACCUCGCCGUCAAGCGGUUUCAGAAGGAGAUGAAGGAUUUUUUGACGAACAGAGUGCCGAAGCUUUACGAGGACAAUGAGCAUUUCCUCAAGAAUGACAACGAUGGAGAAAUGAUGAUUGCGGGGUGGAUAGUUGGCAAUGUUCUUUUUCAAACACUGAGCAAUCCUGAGUUGCUGAAAAGCAGGAAGAGCUACACAGAAUCUCUUUUCAACCAACGGCGCUUUGUUGUUGACGACCUUGUGUUCGGCGACUUCGGUGGUGAGUGCGCCGGUAUUGCUGCUUCACAGGGUGCCAUGUGCAAGUGCAAUCAGGGCGGUCGAACGGUGUUCAUUAAGCAUUUUGUCGAAAACUUUCGUAUGGAAGAAUUGACCGUGGCAAGGCUGGUUACCCCGCUACAGAAAUGCUACGUUUCACAGCUACGACUCAUGCCGCCUUUUAACGGCGUUGUCAUACGAAUUACUGAUGACCCUAGUGUAGUGCCGAUACUUCAGAAAAUGGCGGUUGGCUUUUAUGCAGCGGUGGGUGCCGACGCCGAUCGUGCUGACAUAAGCGACCUUACAUUUCAAUUCAUUGCCACUACCACCACUGGCGCGCGCACAGCACUGCUAGCCGAAAUGCAGCAAAAGAACAUUCACGGGGUUGCUGGAAUUACUACGGACGAUAUACUGGAUACGCCCAACCUUGUAUUCAUCGAUGUUGUCCAUCUAAAGCCGCGGCUCAACAAACGAAGGAGGCACGAUAUCCGCCUGUCACCGACGCUGGAGCAGGAGUUCUUUGUGCUUGCGCAGUACCUUGCCAACACUACUGUCGCCAACGCCCACGCUGUGAUCCGCAGCGACGAGGCGGCCGCGAUGCAGGAUGUGCUACGGCGUUCGCUUGUGACGUUUGGCGGGUCGCUGAAGUCGUCCGCGCUUCUGGGUGGCGGUGACGCCCUGGGGGACUACCUGCCGCGGAAGGGAGUUGUGUUCGUCGUGGGCCUUGCUGCUGCCGAUGUCGCUUUGAUCGCGGGUCACCUGGCGAAGCACAGCGGUGCGCGUGUGUUUGUGCUGUUCACGGAGUUCUCGUUGCUGUACGGUGAGUUUGUUGCUGCGUUCAAUGGGAGUGCGGCUGCUGAGCGCCUUGUGUU